This is a messenger RNA of Rhinocladiella mackenziei CBS 650.93, 1149 nucleotides long. RefSeq lists its product as uncharacterized. The transcript has 3 exons. Bases 1 to 1149 code for a protein of 382 amino acids. Lineage: Eukaryota; Fungi; Ascomycota; Eurotiomycetes; Chaetothyriales; Herpotrichiellaceae. The record is from RefSeq and is a predicted model, not a curated record. Gene Ontology annotation, cellular component: membrane.
AUGAUAGUACGGAGCCGGAGACAGUUCACGACAAAUUCGAAUCUAUCAUAUCCUGGUCCUCCGGGGAUGAGCCUCGGAAGUUCUUCUGGUGGGCCGACCUACUUUCAGCGACAGUCCAGCCUUCCUGCAAAUACCAUCAUUCGAUUUGUCCCUCAACAAACUGCCUGGAUUGUGGAGCGAAUGGGGAGAUUCAAUCGGAUACUGGAACCUGGGUUGGCCAUUCUGAUGCCAAUCAUUGACCGUAUUGCAUAUGUCCAGUCCUUGAAAGAAUCCGCGAUCGAGAUCCCGAGCCAGAGCGCCAUUACUGCGGACAACGUCACAUUAGAACUGGAUGGUGUGCUAUACACAAGGGUCUUCGAUGCAUACAAAGCGAGCUACGGCGUCGAGGACGCUGAAUACGCCAUUUCACAACUUGCGCAGACCACGAUGCGAUCCGAAAUAGGUCAGCUCACGUUAGAUCAUGUCCUCAAAGAACGAGCAAAUCUGAAUGCAAAUAUUACGCAAGCGAUCAACGAAGCUGCACAAGAAUGGGGUGUGGUGUGCCUGAGAUACGAGAUUCGAGAUAUCCAUGCGCCGGACGGCGUCGUGGCUGCCAUGCACAGACAAGUUACCGCCGAGCGAUCAAAGAGAGCUGAAAUUCUGGACUCAGAGGGUCAAAGGCAGAGUGCGAUCAACAUUGCUGAAGGUCGAAAGCAGUCGGUCAUUCUGGCUUCCGAGGCUUUGAGGUCAGAACAAAUAAAUAUGGCAUCUGGUGAGGCGGAAGCUAUCCUAUUGAAGGCGCAGGCGACAGCUCAGGGGAUUGAUGCUGUCGCAAAUGCGAUCAGACGAGGCGAAGCGAGCGCUCAAGGUGCCGUUAGUCUGAGCGUCGCGGAGAAGUAUGUGGAAGCGUUCAGUAACCUCGCUAAACAAGGUACGGCAGUCGUGGUUCCAGGCAAUGUUGGCGAUAUUGGUGGUAUGAUUGCUAGUGCUAUGGCUGUCUAUAGCAAGGUGAAUGAGGGGCAAAAGAAGAGCAUGGAACCUAUGGCCGUGGCGGCACCCACGAAAGAUGUCGGUGAAGAGGUGAUUGAAGCGGCCCAGAAAGGAGAUGCGAAAGAGGUCGCUCAUACUGUUCUUGAAGGAUUCGAGAAGACGAGAGAGUCGAGAACUUGA